Messenger RNA from Cherax quadricarinatus, 2524 nucleotides. Its product is annotated as 4'-phosphopantetheine phosphatase. Gene Ontology annotation, cellular component: cytosol; nucleus. Gene Ontology annotation, molecular function: ATP binding; pantothenate kinase activity. Gene Ontology annotation, biological process: coenzyme A biosynthetic process. The record is from RefSeq and is a predicted model, not a curated record. Lineage: Eukaryota; Metazoa; Arthropoda; Malacostraca; Decapoda; Parastacidae.
UGUGUGCUGACGCUGCUGUCAGCUGGUUGAGAUAAACACUGCUGGAGGGAGGAGCGUCAGCAUGGAGCUUCAGAAGUACGCUGGCAGUAUACUGCUGCCUGACACUGACGUCGUCUUCAGGAACAUCAAGAAUGCUAAACGCUUCGCCAUCGAUAUUGGUGGAUCGUUGACCAAAAUUGCCUACUACUCUACAGUCUCUCACAGGAAAGUCUUGUAUAAUGCAGAAAAAGAUAGUGCUGCCUCAGUUGAUGGUAAGGAUUACCAGUAUGAGAGCUCAGAGACAGAACGGUUGCACUUUGUCAAAUUUGAAACAAAGUAUAUUGAACACUGCUUAGAUUUUAUACGAAACCACCUGGUCUUCAGUAAGGAAUCUAUGGCAGGAAAGAGUAUAAAAGCAACUGGUGGUGGAGCUUAUAAGUAUGCAGAGUUGAUUCAACAAAAACUAGGACUAACGGUGGAAAAGGAAGAUGAGAUUGGCAGCCUAAUUAAGGGAUGCAACUUUUUGCUGCGAAACAUUCCUGAUGAGCAAUUCUCAUACAGCAGACACGAAGACCCAGAAUACCGCUUUAUUAACACUGAACCUCAUAUUUUCCCAUAUCUUUUGGUCAAUAUUGGUUCUGGUGUUAGCAUUAUGAAAGUUGAAGCAGAUGAUAAAUAUGAUCGAAUUGGUGGUACCAGUAUGGGUGGUGGAACAUUUUGGGGACUUGGGUCACUGUUGACCAAGGCAAAAGGAUUUGAUGAGCUUCUGCAGCUGGCCAGUGAAGGAGACCAUCGCAAUGUUGACCUUCUUGUCAAGGAUAUAUAUGGAGGUGACUACAGUGCCUUGGGUUUAACUGGAGGAAUAAUAGCCUCAAGUUUUGGCAAAGCUAUGCAUCAUGGCCACACCAAAAAUGAUGAUAGUCCAGAUGAUAAGUGCAUGAAAUGUCACCUGGCCAGGCACUCAAGAGGUUUCUCAGAAGCAGACAUUGCAAGAAGUCUUUUAUUUACUGUCAGCAAUGACAUUGGGCAAAUUGCUUCUCUUUACGCUAUGCUCCACGGCUUGAAGAGGGUAUACUUUGGAGGUUACUUCCUACGUAACCACCCAGUUAGCAUGCACACUAUAAGCUUUGCUAUCAACUACUGGAGCCGUGGAGCAGUGCAGGCGCUCUUUUUACGACAUGAAGGAUACUUGGGAGCUAUUGGAGCAUUUCUUAGAGGUGCAGAAGAAUGUGAUACUGAGAAAUAUUCAUGGGGAGAGAACUAUGCAGGAUCUUCUGGCCUUCAGUCUCCCUUGCCUCAUCCUCCUGUGGGUGGGUGGCCUGGGGGAACCAUUGAUCAGCUUGAGAUCGACCGCUGUGAUCAGCAGCUGACUUUCUUUCCUUUACUGGCUCACCCAGAGGAGUAUGUCCCUGAUGCUGUGGAUCUAACUAAGGAUAAAGAAGCUAGAGACUAUUGGCUCUCCUGCUUUGAAAGUUCAUUGGGAAGUUUUGUGAAUCGUGCCAUCAGCUCCCAGCCAAAUAGUCCAGACAGUAAAGAAAGGGCCAAUAAAUUCCGUGAUAAAUACCUGCAGCGACUCCACAACCUCAAAAACCAUCCAUUUGCAUAUGGUAAUUUGACAGUGCGAAGUUUACUAGAUAUGCGGGAACACUGUCUCAAUGAAUUUGACUUUCCUGAUCCUUACCUGCAGCAGAAAAAGUUGGAAAAUGAAAAUGCCUUAAAACUUCUGAAGAACCACCUGGACUUCUUAGAUGGACUAGACUAUAAUAAACGUCAGGAGACUUUAAUACAUGGAGUUCUAGCUGGCAAUGUGUUUGACUGGGGUGCUAAAGAAGUAGUAGAGCUGAUGGAGAAGGGGCUGGGAUUCAAGGAAGCUGCAGAUAAACUUCAAGUUCGACCAUGGCUGCAUGAUGAUCUAGAUGCCUGGAUAAAUAGACAGCAGCAGUCUCCCUAUAGGUGUGCAGUUAUAUUUUUGGACAAUUCUGGUUGUGAUGUUGUCCUUGGCAUUAUACCAUUUGUUCGAGAGUUGCUUCUCCGAGGAACCAGAGUUGUGUUGUGUGCUAACAGCAAGCCAGCUCUGAAUGAUGUGACUGCUGAGGAGCUUACUAUGCUUAUGAAGCAAGUGACUGGUGUCUGCCCCAUUAUUAGUAAGCACUUAGAGAAUUAUACUCUAUGUAUACGAGAGUCUGGUCAAGCCUCACCAUGCCUCGAUCUUAGUCGUCUUCCACUUUCACUAGUGGAUGAAAUAGUGCAGUGGGGCUGUGACCUUGUUGUUAUGGAGGGAAUGGGGCGAGCUAUCCACACAAAUUUGCUCACUCCACUCACUUGUGAUUCUCUCAAGCUUGCUGUCAUCAAAAACAGGUGGCUGGCCCACAGACUUGGUGGUGACAUGUUUUCUGUAAUGUGUAAGUAUGAAACAGGAAGCAAAAAAGUCAGUGGAGAGUUCAGUAUAACAAACAGUGUAUCCACAGCUGCAUCAUAGGAACAUUUUUCUUGAAGUUGGAGGUCGUGAUAUAAACUGUAAAACACAUUAAAGUAUAACAAUGUA